AUGGCGCAGAAGGGGGAAAGCGAGUGGAGCAAGCUCAAGAGCGAGUUGGCCAGCGGAAGAGUGCAGCUCAAGAAGGGCGAAACGCCGAUGGGUCGCGUGAUGAACAUGCCGCGGGGGCGGUGGGUGAUUUUCGGCUCGGUUAUCCUGGUGAGCAUGACCAUCAGCACGCUCCUGAUGCCCUCCCGCGAGGAAAUGCGCGAACUCGAGGAACAGCAACGAAAGGCUCGACUAGAGAGGCUUGGCCGUACCCAGCAAUCCGCCAAAGACACCAACUAA
Molecule: messenger RNA, 276 nt
Organism: Acanthamoeba castellanii str. Neff
Lineage: Eukaryota; Discosea; Longamoebia; Acanthamoebidae
Exons: 1
Coding region: 1-276 (91 amino acids)
Source: RefSeq, a predicted model, not a curated record